AUGUCUUUAAAGCGUAUUAAUAAGGAGUUGGCCGACUUAGGCAGAGACCCCCCAUCUUCCUGUUCAGCCGGUCCAGUCGGUGAUGACUUGUACCACUGGCAAGCAUCUAUCAUGGGACCCCCAGACUCACCAUAUGCUGGAGGUGUAUUCUUCCUUUCAAUCCAUUUCCCCACAGAUUACCCCUUCAAGCCUCCAAAGAUUGCCUUCACCACAAAGAUCUACCACCCUAAUAUCAACGGAAACGGAAACAUUUGUUUAGACAUAUUGAAAGACCAAUGGUCCCCCGCCUUGACUAUUUCAAAGGUAUUAUUAUCUAUUUGUUCGCUUUUAACAGAUGCUAAUCCUGAUGAUCCAUUGGUUCCUGAAAUUGCCCAUAUCUACAAGCUGGAUAGACCUAAAUACGAGGCUAUUGCUAAAGAAUGGACAAAGAAGUAUGCCGUUUAG
Messenger RNA from Lizanozyma spartinae, 444 nucleotides. RefSeq names its product E2 ubiquitin-conjugating protein (gene UBC4). The transcript has 2 exons. Gene Ontology annotation, cellular component: nucleus. Gene Ontology annotation, molecular function: ubiquitin conjugating enzyme activity. The coding region runs from base 1 to 444 and encodes 147 amino acids. The record is from RefSeq and is a predicted model, not a curated record. Lineage: Eukaryota; Fungi; Ascomycota; Pichiomycetes; Serinales; Debaryomycetaceae. Gene Ontology annotation, biological process: protein polyubiquitination; ubiquitin-dependent protein catabolic process.